UCACUGCGCCGACGCCGUAACCCCGGUAACACCGCCAACGCUCUGCUCCCUUUCAUUUCGCUCUCUCGCGCUAACAACGAUAACGGCCAGCAGCGUUGCCGCGAUUAUCAGCGAGUGGAACACGAACGCCGGCGGCCUUGCGCUCACCGUCAUGUUUCCCUGCGCCUACUUCGUGGCGAGCCAGGUGAAGCGAUGCCUAGAAAAGAACAUUCCGGAGUUGGUGCGAGUUCUGGAAGAAGGAUUCCGUAGUCUCGCCUUGGGUCCCGAAGGUGGCAUCCUGCAGCCGCAGAGGCACAUCGUGCCUGUCAAGGGCCACAAUGGGGAGCUGCUGUCUAUGCCAGCUUACAUCGCGUCCGGCGAAGCACUGGCCACCAAGGUGAUCACUAGCUACCCGAACAACAGGUCGCCCCUGCCAAGCAUCCAAGGCGUUGUGCUCCUCUUCCAUGCCGGCACCGGAGCCCUCAAAGGCAUGAUGGACGCAAUAGAAAUCACCGCCUACCGCACAGCUGCGGCGUCAGCCGUAGCUACUAAGUACCUCGCCGCCGAGAACCCGAAGAUCCUCGCAGUAUUGGGCGCAGGGACGCAAGCGAAGAGCCACGUUCUCGUCAUGACCACCAUGUUUCGUUUUGAACAGGUGCGGAUCUGGAACCACCGCGAGUCGUCGGCAACGUCUCUCGUGCAAGAGCUCGCCGCCCACGGCAUUUCUGCGCGCUACGAAGCCUCUGCCGAGGAUGCCGUGCGCGACGCCGACGUAGUCGUCACCGCCACCUCGUCUCCAAAGCCGGUCCUGCAGGCCGGCUGGCUCAAGAAGGGCGCCCACGUCAACGCGGUGGGCGCUCCGCGUCCCGACUGGCAGGAGCUCAGCGAGGAGCUGAUGCGCCAGGCGGUCGUCUACGUGGACAGCACCGAAGGCGCACGCACUGAAUCCGGUGACGUCAUCAUAUCCGGAGCUGAUAUCUUCGCCCAGAUUGGAGAGGUCGUGCUGGGUACAAAGGAGAACCGGCGCUCCGACACGACAGUCUUCAAAUCGCUGGGCAUGGCGAUGGAGGAUGUUCUGGCAGCUGACCUUGUCUACCGUCACUUAACGAAUGAUAAGAUCUGAAUAAAAAAAGGGGGGGGAGAAAGGGAGCAACAAAAGGAAGCUGGCUGUAUACGUACCGUACAGAACGGUCUGAUCAGCUUAAUAAGGCGCACCUGUUGCAUACGAAAUAAAGUAACGCAGUACUGCAA
Messenger RNA from Dermacentor silvarum, 1230 nucleotides. Its product is annotated as ketimine reductase mu-crystallin. Bases 152 to 1102 code for a protein of 316 amino acids. Gene Ontology annotation, molecular function: hormone binding. Lineage: Eukaryota; Metazoa; Arthropoda; Arachnida; Ixodida; Ixodidae. The transcript has 8 exons. Gene Ontology annotation, cellular component: cytoplasm. The record is from RefSeq and is a predicted model, not a curated record.